AGAGUGACGUCGGCCGCGUGCCUCUGACAGGAUGGAUCUUGAGCGCAGAGUAGCCGAGUGGGUGGAGAGAACCGCGCGCAUACAUAACGACGGAGCACCAUAACCAAAAUCACUCACUGUCAUUCAUGCGUUUGGUCUUCAACCGAAUCCUUUCACGGACUGUCUUUACACAAAACGAGGAUGAGGGAAGAGUCACUCGGGUUCUGUUUUCUUAAUUGUUUUUUAUUCAUCAUCAGCGCCCGGCAAUGGGUGUCCGCGAGCAGGAACCUGCGCCCGUGCAAUGAGACAGACUACUACUAUGAGUAUACAGAGUGUGACAGUGUAGGGUCUCGAUGGAGGGUGGCCAUCCCCCACAUUCUGGGCACCUGCUCAGCCCUGCCUACUCCCACCAGAGGAACAGACUGCUCGUUCUCGUGUGCGGUGGGAGAGUUCCUAGAGAUGUCCGCUCAGCAAUGUACGCCGUGUGCUGCCGGCUCCUAUUCGCUGGGCAGUGGGGUGCGUUUCGACCAAUGGGACACUAUCCCUGCCGGCUUCACCAGCCUGGCCACCUACAUGGACCCAGGACCCAGUGGAGAGGAGAGUCAGGCCUGUAAUAGCUCGUCGUGGACGCCGCAGGGUGUGUAUCUGGAGUCUAGUCGUGAUGAGUGCACCGUGUCUCUGGUCUACGCUGUGCAUCUGGAGCAACAGGGCUCUGUCUCCUUCAGCUACCAGUACCCUGACAACAACAUAUUUUUUGAGUUCUAUGUCCAGAACGAGCAGUGUCAGGAGAUGGCCCAGACAGACGAUCAGAAGUGGAUCAAACUCACCACCAACGGAGAGUGGGACACACACACGGUGAAUCUGAAGUCUGGCACUAACAUACUGUACUGGAGGACGACAGGGAUCCUGGUCGGAGGGAAGAUGGUUAAACCAGUGUUGCUCAGGAACAUCCAGAUUGAGGGUGUUGCCUACACCUCGGAGUGUUUCCCGUGCCGACCAGGCUGGUUUAGCUCCGCCCCUGGCUCCUCCUCCUGCCAGCCCUGCCCCAGGAACACAUCGUCUCACAAGGGAGCCGCCUCCUGUACUCCCUGCCCCGACACACAGUACUCACAUGAAGGAUGGUCACAGUGUAAGGAGAGGCCUCCAUGUUCAGAGAAGGAUUACUUUCAGAUCCACACAGCCUGCGACAGCGAGGGAAAGACUCAGGUGAUGUACCGGUGGGUGGAGCCGAGGAUCUGUGAGGAGAAUGUGACGGGCGCUGUGGCACUGCCCCCUACAGGGGAGAGAGAGGCAUGCCCUCCCUGUAACCCUGGUUACUACAACACCGACGACUCCACCUGCUUCCCCUGUCCUCCUGGAACACACUCUGACGGCACCUCAGUGUGUGAGGAGUGUCCUGCGGGGACAGAGCCAGUACUGGGGUAUGAGUAUAAAUGGUGGAACGUCCUCCCUUCCAACAUGAAGACUUCCUGCUUCAACGUGGGCAACUCCAAAUGUGACGACAUGAACGGCUGGGAGGUGGCAGGGGAUCACAUCCGCAGCGGUGCUGGAGGCUCGGAUAACGAUUACCUCAUCCUGAACCUGCAUGUUCCUGGCUUCAAGUUACCCACAUCACUUGCUGGGAUGACCGGGACUGAGUUUGGCCGGAUCACCUUCGUCUUCGAGACAAUGUGCUCUGCCGACUGUGAGCUCUACUUCAUGAUGGAUGUGAACAGGAAGAGCACCACAGUGGUGGAGUCAUGGGAGGGCAGUAAGGAGAGACAGAGUUACACACACAUCAUGACCAGGAAUGCAUCCGUAUCAUACACUUGGGCCUUCCAGAGGACCAACCAGGCUCAGGAUGUGCGGCGGUACAUCAGUGACGUGGUGAUACUCUACUCGGUGAGUGUGACAAAUGUCCAGGAUGGCGUGGCAUCUGCGUGCCGGGCCUGCGCCCUCCUAUCCCAGAGUUCUCAGCGGUCUGGGUCGUGUAUUCCAUGCCCAGCUGGGUUCUACAUUGACAGAGACACCAACCGGUGCCAGGAGUGCCCCCCCAACACAUACCUGUCUGGUCACCACACAUAUGGAGAAGACGCCUGUCUGCCCUGUGGCCCCGGGAGUAAGAGCAACAAGGAGCACUCUCGUUGCUAUAGCGACUGCUCCUACAGUCACACGGAGCACAACCGUACCCUGACCUUUGACCUGAGCUCUCUGAGCCCCGUGGCCUCGCUCACCAUCGGCCCCAGCUUCACCUCUAAAGGCACAAAGUACCUCCACGUCUUCAACGUCAGCCUGUGUGGACACCAGGGGAAGAUGGCAGCUGUCUGCACAGAUAAUGUCACCGAUCUCGCCAACAAGGACAUGGGGAGUGAUUCCACCCAGUUCGUCAACUCAGUGGACAGCUUCAUCUGUCAAUCAACCAUCAUUCCUGCGGAUGGGCGGGGCUUCAGGAUGGCUCUGGCAUCCCAGUCUAUCAGUCUGGCUGAUACCUUCCUCGGAGCGACAGUGGACAGUGAUUUAGACGGAAUAAACGCCAGACCAGAACUCUUCUCUGACAACUCAAAAGGCAUUCCAGACAUCAACUUCUUCUACAGGUCUACUCAGGCGACUGGAUCCUGUGAGCGUGGUCGGAGUGCAGUCAUGACAAUACGCUGCAACCCAGAGAAGAUGGACCGCGGGCAACUCACAGUGCCCAGUGCGUGCCCUGCAGGUACAUGUGACGGCUGUACGUUUCACUUCCUGUGGGAGAGUGGGAGCGCCUGUCCCCGCUGCACCCAGGAUGACUAUCACCAGAUAGAGGGAGCCUGCAAGGGAGGGGUCCAGGUGACUCUGUCUGUGUGGAAUGAGCCAAAGCUGUGCACCAAAGGCAUGUCCCUGCCAGCUAAGAGCUCCGCCCCAUGCGAGGCCAUUGCCCUAUGGCUAAAGGUGGGGGUAGGGGGCGGGGCCUUCUUAGCUGUGCUGCUCGUCUCUCUCACCUUCUAUUUCUGGAAGAAGAACAAGAGGCUGGAGUAUAAGUAUUCUCGGUUGGUGAUGUCAGCCAAUAAGGAAUGUGAGCUGCCGGUGGCGGAUAGCUGUGCCCUGGCCGAGGGGGAGGAGCCUGAAGAUGACGUGGUCUACUCCCACAAACCCUCACUGCUCGGCAAGCUCAGGGCCAUCGCCAACAAGCAGAGGGAGGGAGACAGCAGUGAGUCAGUACAGCUGAAGUCAUCCCAGUCUGAGAGAUGGGUCUGGGGGUAACGAUGAGCAAGAAAGACGAGAGAGAAAGAAAGAAGAGAGGAAGGAUGGAAGAAGAGAGGAAGGAAGGAAGAAGAGAGAAAGAAAGAAAGAAGAGAGGAAGGAAAGAAGAAGAGAGAGAAAGGGAGAAGAGAGGAAGGAAGGAAGAAGAGAGAAAGGGAGAGAGAAAGAAAGAAAGAAGAGGAAGGAAGAUAGAAGAGAGGAAGGAAGGAAGAAGAGAUAGAAAGGGAGAGAGAAAGAAAGAAGAGGAAGGAAGAUAGAAGAGAGGAAGGAAGAAGAGAUAGAAAGGGAGAGAGAAAGAAAGAAGAGGAAGGAAGAUAGAAGAGAGGAAGGAAGAAGAGAUAGAAAGGGAGAGAGAAAGAAAGAAGAGGAAGGAAGAUAGAAGAGAGGAAGGAAGAAGAGAGAGAAAGGGAGAGAGAAAGAAAGAAGAGGAAGGAAGAUAGAAGAGAGAGAAAGAGGAAGGAAGGAAGGGAAAGAGAGGAAGGGAGAGAGAAAGAAGAGCGGGUUGUGUUCCACUCCUCUUCAUGUCUCAUGGGCUCUGUUUAUUCCUGAGAACUCCAUCGUGGCUCCAGCCACUCCAGUUUUCCCUGCAAAGGUACUUGUUUCCAUGAUUCUGACUGAAACUGGAAAGUGGUUUGGCUCUCCACCCUAGACCCUACAACACAGGGGAACACAUCCCUGCUUAAUGCUAUGGAUAUUAUAGGGCUGCAAAUGAAAGGAACUGUCACUGUUUUGUAUAUUUUGUAUUGUCAUUUGGAGUUUAUCUGUACAGUCAUGUCUAAAGUAUUUAUAAUUAUUAAUGUUGGUAUGAUUCAUCUUUAUUAAAUUCUCACUUGGCUUUGGGGCCGUGUU
This is a messenger RNA of Oncorhynchus kisutch (coho salmon), 4044 nucleotides long. RefSeq names its product UPF0577 protein KIAA1324-like. The transcript has 22 exons. Lineage: Eukaryota; Metazoa; Chordata; Actinopteri; Salmoniformes; Salmonidae. Gene Ontology annotation, cellular component: membrane. The coding region runs from base 181 to 3195 and encodes 1004 amino acids. Gene Ontology annotation, biological process: positive regulation of BMP signaling pathway. The record is from RefSeq and is a predicted model, not a curated record.